Linderina pennispora is the source of this 429-nucleotide messenger RNA. Its product is annotated as U6 snRNA-associated Sm-like protein LSm7. Gene Ontology annotation, molecular function: RNA binding. NCBI's taxonomy places the organism in Eukaryota, Fungi, Kickxellomycota, Kickxellomycetes, Kickxellales, Kickxellaceae. The record is from RefSeq and is a predicted model, not a curated record. The transcript has 3 exons. Gene Ontology annotation, cellular component: U6 snRNP; catalytic step 2 spliceosome; U12-type spliceosomal complex. Bases 1 to 429 code for a protein of 142 amino acids. Gene Ontology annotation, biological process: nuclear-transcribed mRNA catabolic process; mRNA splicing, via spliceosome.
AUGCGCGACGGCACCAGGUACUACAACAGAGGCGGCGGCAACCAGCGCGGCGGCGGCCACUUCAACAGCAACAGUGGCAGCGGGAAUUACCGGAGCAACAACCAUGGACACCACGAUGAGCGCGAGCAAAAGGAAAAGAGGAAGCGUGACGCGAUCUUCGACCUCAACAGAUACUCGGACAAGCGUAUUCGUGUAAAGUUCCAGGGCGGCCGUGAAGUCACCGGCGUACUCAAGGGCUUCGACCAGCUGAUGAACAUUGUGCUUGACGAUGCGGUGGAAACUCUGCGUGCGCACGACAAUGGCGAGGCGGCGCAGGCCGAGACAACGCGCAAGGUCGGGCUGGUGGUCCUGCGCGGGCCCAGCAUCAUUCUCAUUUCGCCGACAGACGGAUCAGAAGAGAUUGCGAACCCGUUCGUCCAGGUCGAGUAG